AUGUCUUCGGAUGAGCCUGGUACAACCCCUUUUCACUCCGUGCAAGCAUCGUUCUCGAAGUUCCAGCGCCAAUAUCAACAAACACUUGACCGAUGGACUCCUCACGUUUUUCAACGGUGGUUGUCGACUCUCUUUCUACUGGCGCUCUUCAUGCUUAGGAUUGUGUUGUCCCAGGGGUGGUACAUUGACGGCUUGGCCAUUUACCUUUUGAACUUGCUUCUUGCAUUCCUGCAGCCCAAGUUCGACCCUUCACUUGAGGAUGAUCUUCUUGCCGACGAGAUUGAGGAGGGCGGUGACCAAAGUGUGCCUGUACUUCCUUCUCAGCGGGAUGAUGAGUUUAGGCCUUUUGUAAGAAGACUCCCUGAAUGGCAAUUUUGGUUAAGUGCAACAAGGGCCACUCUCAUAUCACUCUUCUGUACCGUGUCAGAGGUCUUUGAUGUGCCCGUCUACUGGCCGAUCCUCGUGGUCUACUUUUGUGUUCUCUUCGCAUUGACAAUGCGUCGGCAAAUUCAGCACAUGAUCAAGUACAAGUACAUUCCGUUCGACAUCGGGCGCAAGGCACGUUACGGCGGGAGCAAGUAG
Messenger RNA from Suillus subaureus, 582 nucleotides. Its product is annotated as retrieval of early ER protein Rer1. The record is from RefSeq and is a predicted model, not a curated record. Gene Ontology annotation, biological process: protein retention in ER lumen; retrograde vesicle-mediated transport, Golgi to endoplasmic reticulum. Bases 1 to 582 code for a protein of 193 amino acids. Gene Ontology annotation, cellular component: Golgi membrane. NCBI's taxonomy places the organism in Eukaryota, Fungi, Basidiomycota, Agaricomycetes, Boletales, Suillaceae. The transcript is spliced from 5 exons.